Molecule: messenger RNA, 2556 nt
Organism: Erigeron canadensis
Lineage: Eukaryota; Viridiplantae; Streptophyta; Magnoliopsida; Asterales; Asteraceae
Exons: 5
Coding region: 138-974 (278 amino acids)
Biological process (GO): endoplasmic reticulum unfolded protein response; protein deubiquitination
Cellular component (GO): cytosol; nucleus
Molecular function (GO): cysteine-type deubiquitinase activity
Source: RefSeq, a predicted model, not a curated record
UAAAUUAAUCACUUCACACCAUAUCAUUCUUUUAUUUCAUUUCAAUUCAUUCACCAUAUAAAUAUGAAUAAAUAAAUCUUUCAAUUUCUCACAUUCAGUUUACAGUCCUAAUUGUUUUUAUUUUUAUCAAUCCGGUGAUGCUCGGAGACGUACUUUGUGAACGUUCAAAACACUGGUGUCUAGGUCACGGUUCACCUAGUCAUCAUUACGGACAUCAUCGCCGACAAUUUUCACACAAAUGUUUCCCGACAAAACUAUGCGAUCCAGUCGUGUCAGCUUCAUUAUGGCACGAUAUUCUUCCGUCUGCGAAUGAUGUACGGAUGCAUAAUAUAAGUCCUGUUGGUGAAGGCUCAUGGAACGUCGCUUGGGAUGUUCGUCCUGCACGUUGGCUGCAUCGUCCUCACAACGCUUGGUUGCUCUUUGGCAUUUGUGCUUAUCUUGCUGCCCCGCCUCUCGAGUUUGUAGAGACCGUUAGUGAACCUGCUGUUGUCGCGGAUAUUGUUGAUAAUGGAAUUUGUUCUAAAAGUGUUGUAUUAAAUUCAACAAAUUAUCGCGUCACAGGUGUUCCGGCGGAUGGGAGAUGCUUAUUUCGGGCCAUAGCUCAUAUGGUAUGUUUGAGAAAUGGGGAGGAAGCUCCUGAUGAGAAUCGUCAAAAAGAACUUGCUGACGAAUUAAGAGUUCAAGUUGUGGAUGAGCUCGUGAAAAGACGAAAGGAGAUUGAAUGGUUUAUUGAAGGAGAUUUUGAUGCUUAUAUCAAGAGGAUCCAGAAACCUUUUGUAUGGGGUGGAGAACCUGAGUUGUUGAUGGCUUCUCAUCUUCUUAAGACUACUAUAUCUGUGUACAUGCUCCAGAGGGGUUCAGACAACUUGUCUAAGAUUGCAACCUAUGGUGAAGAAUACGAACAACCUCAAAGUAAUCCAAUUAAAGUUCUAUUUCAUGGCUACGGUCAUUAUGACAUAUUGGAAGACAUAUAGCACACUGCGUGUUCUUUACUGGUACUAACAAUUGGUAAGCAAGGCCUUUGCUUCCACCAUCGACUGAUUCUCUAUUCAAGAUCUACGCAAUAGGCUUGUUGCAUUAUUAUGUCCCUUUUCAGGUUCAUAUACAGAUCAAUACUUAUAUAUCAUGAUCAUUGGUCAUGAUGGGUUUCUUAUGCCACUGUUUUGGUGCAAUUUGAAAUUCAGAUAUUCAUAUAUUUUUUGUUAGCUGAAUUAACAUAGCCUUGUGUAAAACUCAAGGCUUUACUCAGCUUUGUGUAAAUAUAACUCUAAGGUUAAAUUAGAUUAACUGUCCAACAUUCGCUUGGUGUAUAUGGGCCUGUCACUCAUGUGAAUUUAGGAGUACACGUCAAGUAAAAUUAUGAUUGACCUCCUACAGAUUGAAGCCUCGAGGAGUCUAAUACCAAUUAAAUAAAGGAUAUGACAUUAUAGCUAGACCUUAAUUACAUUUGAAUUUUUCGACUUCAUAAAAUAGCAGCAGAAAGCAAGUCUUACAAGUUUUGUAGAAGGGAAACAAACAAAGUAAGUUAUUUUUUCAUCUGUAUGACCAAAUUGACACAAAAAGACGUGUACCAUGCUAUCUUUGCAAAGGUAUAAGAUAAUGAUUACCGUCUUAUAGCUGCCGAUUUUUGCAUUGCAUUGGUUUAAUGAUUGUUUAAAGAGAAGUUUCCAAGAAAUGAUGCAGCUUUUUAUCAAGAUACUUUGUUGAUUCUUCUUCUAUGGUCAAUGGGGGUAUAAGAUACUUUGGCCUUAGCAGUAUCAUUCUCCAAUGGCAGAUGUAUUGUGAGGCAGAUUUUUGAGAACCUCAGGAUCUGGUAAGGGCUCGGACCCAACUCCCAUGUCGGUCAACAAGAAAACUUGUUAAUUAUCUUGGGUGUGGUCCUUGGGGAAUUGGGAAAGGGUCACAUCUGGUUCUGAAUGAGACUCAAGGCUUAAGGUGUUGAAAGUUGAAACAACCUUUGGAGAAAGUCAAGAUACUUAUAGUUGGUAUCUCAUCUAUUGGAGGUGUUGUGACUGUACUGAAUUCUUGUUUUGUGUUCUAUUUUUUUGUUUGCUUGGCCAAGUUAGGUUUUUCUCACUCAAUCUUUGUCCUUGGGUCGGCUUGGAAUCUUAGAAUAUUCUUUUUGGAGAUUGCUGUAUAAUUAUUACCUUUCUGGCUAGAGAUUUAACAGAGAAGAGAGAGUCUGCCUAAUGGAGAACAUGCAGUAACCAGGCCAACAUUUGAGCGUGUAGGUUGAUAAAAGCAUUUUCUAAACCCCUGUGGAGGGUCGGCCCAGCUCAGGAACCCAUGUUCUUAACCCAGUUACAUUUAGAACAUAUCUGUCCAGGGAGAAAUAGGUGCUAAGCAACUAAACAAGAUUUCUUUGAUUUUUUUUCCGAAGAUAAGAGAACACUAACCAUAUGAUUAUAUCAAAACCAUCUCAAGAAUCAGCAAGUUUCAUAGAAUACUAGAAUGUAUAACCAGUGUAAACAGAGGUAUUAUUGGUUUGGCAUGUCGAGGCUUUUUUACAUAGAUGUAUGUGGCGUUAUCAGGAUAUCUUGUCACCGUUUUUGAUUA